This is a messenger RNA of Asparagus officinalis (garden asparagus), 4184 nucleotides long. RefSeq lists its product as uncharacterized. The record is from RefSeq and is a predicted model, not a curated record. Lineage: Eukaryota; Viridiplantae; Streptophyta; Magnoliopsida; Asparagales; Asparagaceae. The coding region runs from base 129 to 3866 and encodes 1245 amino acids. The transcript has 7 exons.
UCUCCGUCAACCACAGCUAACUUCAAAUAAUAAAAAUAAUAAUAUCUCCCCAUUCAUAAUACCGAACGCCGUCAUUUUCUAGGGUUUCGACCUCUGAUCCCCCUUUUGGGGGGCGAAAUCUGUAAAUUAUGGAUUGGCGAUCGAGGUAUGGCGGCGGAUGGGCGAGGCGAGCGAUCGGGCGAGCUCAUGUCAGAGAAGGUGGACGGUCAAGAAACAGUACGAGUGUUUCAAAGAUUGCUUCAAAUUCUAUUAAUCAUAAUGAAUCCCCACUUCAAGGACGCCCGGUUGCCUCUGAGUCGCAGAGAUGCUCAUCUAAGAAGGUUACUGGAACAAUCAAAUCACUAAUACAUGAAGAGACGUCAAUGGAAACAAAAGUUGGCCAGUCCUCACAAAGUGUAAUUGCGAAACUGAUGGGUCUUGAUUCAUCCCCGCCUCCAAAGAUAUUCAAACAACCGGGGAUUAGACAUUCUUUACCGAAACCAACAUACAGAUAUCCUAAAAUCCAUUCAUCUGGGAAGAGAAGCAAUGAGCACCGAGCAUUCCAAGAUGUCACUGAAAUCAGGGAUCCAGUAAGAGCUGAGAAACAAACAAAUCAGCCUGGUGUUAAGCGGGAUUCACAUUUAGACAAAGAUAAUACAGACAUGUCCUUUGUAAGGCAAAAGUUUAUGGUGGAAGCAAAUCGUCUCUCAACUGAUGAAACUCUUCAAGGCUCCAAAGAGUUCAACGAUGCAAUAGAAGUGCUUGAUUCAAGUAAAGAUCUUUUUCUAGACUUUCUAGACAAGCCCAAUUCCUUGUUCACAAGUGAUCGACAUAAUCUGAAGACUUGUCCACCAGCUCAACGUGAAGACCACAUCACAAUAUUAAGAGCAUCAAAAAGUAAAACAGGUGAAACUGAUGAUGUAUCAUGUAGAUCAGAGGUAAAGUAUGGGAGUUGCACUCAAAUGCAAAAAGAUGCUAUAAGUACAUCAAGAAAGCCAGUUACCAACCUCUUCAAUCACCUGUUUAAGUUUGCUUAUUAUUCAUGGGACUUUAUCUUAUACUGUGAUCAUUCUGUUUCAGAAGGUGGACGGUCAAGAAACAGUACGAGUGUUUCAAAGAUUGCUUCAAAUUCUAUUAAUCAUAAUGAAUCCCCACUUCAAGGACGCCCGGUUGCCUCUGAGUCGCAGAGAUGCUCAUCUAAGAAGGUUACUGGAACAAUCAAAUCACUAAUACAUGAAGAGACGUCAAUGGAAACAAAAGUUGGCCAGUCCUCACAAAGUGUAAUUGCGAAACUGAUGGGUCUUGAUUCAUCCCCGCCUCCAAAGAUAUUCAAACAACCGGGGAUUAGACAUUCUUUACCGAAACCAACAUACAGAUAUCCUAAAAUCCAUUCAUCUGGGAAGAGAAGCAAUGAGCACCGAGCAUUCCAAGAUGUCACUGAAAUCAGGGAUCCAGUAAGAGCUGAGAAACAAACAAAUCAGCCUGGUGUUAAGCGGGAUUCACAUUUAGACAAAGAUAAUACAGACAUGUCCUUUGUAAGGCAAAAGUUUAUGGUGGAAGCAAAUCGUCUCUCAACUGAUGAAACUCUUCAAGGCUCCAAAGAGUUCAACGAUGCAAUAGAAGUGCUUGAUUCAAGUAAAGAUCUUUUUCUAGACUUUCUAGACAAGCCCAAUUCCUUGUUCACAAGUGAUCGACAUAAUCUGAAGACUUGUCCACCAGCUCAACGUGAAGACCACAUCACAAUAUUAAGAGCAUCAAAAAGUAAAACAGGUGAAACUGAUGAUGUAUCAUGUAGAUCAGAGGUAAAGUAUGGGAGUUGCACUCAAAUGCAAAAAGAUGCUAUAAGUACAUCAAGAAAGCCAGUUACCAACCUCUUCAAUCACCUGCAUAAGGAAGACAGUGUUUCUCUGUCAUAUAAAUUGUUAAAAUCACGAAAUGGAAAAACCAAUACUAAAGUUCGAUCUUCUAGGGUAGCUGUUCUAAAGCCCAAUUUGGGAAAGACCCAAAAUAUGGGAAGAAGUGUUUCUCAUCCUUCCCAUGAGAAAUAUCCAUGUGGCUAUAGAAGGCAUAGGGAAUUUCAGCAGUCUGGAAUUCAAGAAUCAUUUGCUGAAGGAAGGGAGCAAUGGAAUUUGUUUGAUAAUAUGGAAGUGAUGUCACAGAGAAAAGUGGGUUCAAGAGGAAUUGCUAGAGAAAUCAGAAAACAAAUGAAAUGCCCAUUAAAUAGUUGUUCAGACAAGAUGCUGUUUUCUAGCUUCAACAGACACACAAAGGAUGACAGCUCAUGUGCACUUGCAGGCAUGCACGACUCGAACAAAUUUGGGAGAUUUCAACGGAAUCUGGACAACUUUGAUUACUGGAGUAGAGCCUCAAGCCCCUCAAGUUCUUGUUCAAGUGAAUCAUCUUUUGGCAGGGAGGCCAGAAAACGCCUAUCUGAACGAUGGAGGAUGACCAAGGCGAAUGAGGCAAAAUGUGUUGGUGGAGGCUCAAGCACUUCAGGUGAAAUGAGUGCUAUAUCUGACAGAAAAUUUCCAAAGGAGAAUCUGGAAUCAGUUAAAGUACAGAAAGUUUCAGAUGAACAGUUUCACUCUUUUGGCGUUAGCAGUGGAGAUGGCCUGAUGGAAGAAUGCUUUACAAAUCUGCCCAGAUCCCCAUCUAUUUCAGCUUCAUCACCUGUUCAUGGCAUGCCUAAAUCAAGCAGACAGCAUGUUGCUGAUGGUGAUAGCAGUUAUACGCUUAAAGAUGUCCUCAACGUGGGAGAGGUUGAGUCUUCCCUAGGGACCUUAAGUCCGAGACGAAGAUCGUCAAGAAAGAGCUUCAAGUUUCAAACUUACAAGCCUCAUCUUAGUCCAAGUGGGGAGGAAAAUAAGCUGCCUGUAAUAGAGAUUCAUGUUAAUCAGGAAGAACAGAGGAAUGAGAUUUAUGUUUCUGAUUCUUCUAAAGUGCAUAUACUUUCCAAGUUUUCUGAAGAAUUUGUUGCCAGCUCCAGUCACCUGAUUGACAGUUCUUUAGUCACAGAAUCAUUGACUGUAGGAAUGCUAUCCACAACUAGUGAGGGAAAUGUAGAGCAACCAGCACAGAAGUGGGAAUCUUCUGCUAUUGGUUAUAUGGAUGGAGUUAUAGAGGACACAUUACCAAGGCAUCUUCAAUUAGAUUCUGCUCCUUCUGAGUGUAGUGAAUCAGGAUCUGACUCCAUGACAAGCUCCAGAGAUGCUGAGCAACAAAGCCCUGUCUCUGUCCUUGAGCAUUCAUCAAAUGAAGGCCUGUCAAACCCACACUAUUUCGGGAGGGCCAGUGCCGGUCUUCAAGAACUCCGAAUGCAACUGCAUCUUCUCAGGUUGAAAUCAGAUAAAUACAACAGAGAAUGUAAAACUCCUGCUUUGAGUGAGGAUUGCAUUGGAGAGAUACUAUUGGCGUAUAAAAAUGAAGAAGACAGAGACUAUUCAUACCUAGUCGAUAUUAUCAAUUUGGGCAUCUAUGGUGCAGAUCAAGAUAUUCUUUUGAGUACUUCUUGCUCUACAAAGCAUUCAGUGGACUUCAAUGUGUUUGAAAAGCUUGAAGGGAAAUAUGGGCUGCUUGUAGAAUGGUCUAGAUUAGAUAGAAGGUUACUGGAUGAUCUCAUUAGCUCCAGUCUAACCGAGAUCCUCUCUUCAGGGAGAAAGCUUGAGCUGGUAGGUGAUAGGCUCAUUGAAGAGGUGUGGCAAAUGUUGGUCAGAAAACGAAAAGAAUUAAGUCGACCAAAACCAGAGGAGAAGUUCUUGGAUCCAAGGUGGUUAGAUGUCGGAGAUGAUAUUGAGACAAUAGGAAGAGAGAUUGAGAGUAUGUUGGAGGAUGAUCUUUUGGAAGAGGUUGUGUUCGAUCUUUUAAUAUUGAGUACCAGUAGAGAAUAAAGUCGUGCUUGAAAUGUCUAUAAGGCCAUCUCAAGGUCAACGACUUUAAAGGAAAAGAAAAGGAUCGAUGGAGUCAGAAUGUUAAGGAAAGGCAUGUUCGUUUGCAUUUUUUUUUUUUUUUGUCAGGAGAUGAUCUUGAGACGGUAGAAGAGACAUCUAAGGGUAUGUCAGAGGAUGAUCUUUUGGAAGAAUUUGUCUGGGUUUAAAUUGGAUCAGUCUUUCACAGUUGAAAGUAUGAGAGAAAGACAAGGUCAUCAUAAUUUUGAUGACUUUAAGGGAAAAGAGGAAAAAAAGAAUCAGAUGUAAAAAAAAAAAAAA